AUGCUUGACAACAACAAGCAAACUGCACAUGUGGAAGAUGUUCUUUAUGCAAAAGACAAAGGAAAAUAUAAUUCUUAUUCCAAGCAUUCUUCAGAUGACAGCAAACACUCCAAGACUGAAGGGCAGUCCAAUGGUAAUACAAAUAGAUGUUUUAGGUGCGGCAAGUCGGGAUACAUCAAACGUGAUUGUCGGGCGAAGGUGGUGUGUCAUCGUUGUGGGAGGCCAGGUCAUAUUAGACCAAAUUGUCAGAUUAUUGACUCUGGUUGUUCUCAUCAUGCUACUGGAAAUUCUCUUCUCUCUGAGGUACGUACACAUCAUGGAAGAAGAGUCAUUGCGACGGCCGAUAAUUCCUUACAUCCCGUUGUUGAAGAAGGACGUGUUAAUGUUGAGAAUGAUGCUCCAAAUAUUGGUGGUAUUUCUCUUGAAGAUGUUUAUCAUGUUCCAGGCUUGAAGAAGAAUCUGGUUUCGGUCUCUCAGAUUACCGACUCUGGGAGGUACGUUCUUUUUAGUCCAGAUGGUGUGAAAAUUGUUUCUAAUAUUAAGUAA
Momordica charantia (bitter melon) is the source of this 546-nucleotide messenger RNA. NCBI's taxonomy places the organism in Eukaryota, Viridiplantae, Streptophyta, Magnoliopsida, Cucurbitales, Cucurbitaceae. The record is from RefSeq and is a predicted model, not a curated record.